Mirounga angustirostris (Northern elephant seal) is the source of this 4184-nucleotide messenger RNA. It is a transcript of the gene PTCD3, whose product is annotated as pentatricopeptide repeat domain 3. Gene Ontology annotation, molecular function: protein binding; rRNA binding; ribosomal small subunit binding. Lineage: Eukaryota; Metazoa; Chordata; Mammalia; Carnivora; Phocidae. The transcript has 24 exons. Gene Ontology annotation, biological process: mitochondrial translation. The record is from RefSeq and is a predicted model, not a curated record. Gene Ontology annotation, cellular component: mitochondrion. The coding region runs from base 237 to 2150 and encodes 637 amino acids.
GACCCUAACGGGUCAGCGGGCAGGUCCGUGUGGACAGACCCCCAGUUGCAGAUUUUAUUCUGGAAGUGCAACUGUCCCAAAGGUUGAAGGAGCUCACAUAACAGGGAUUGAAGAAGUGGUCAUUCCGAAAAAGAAAACUUGUGAUCUUGAGAAAUAAGAACUGGCUUUAAGUGAGACCUGAACUUUUUAUUGGCCAAUCCAUACUGAGAGUGGAAUCACUUGUUCGUUUUGUGGGUAUGGAAAUCCCUGACAUGGGUCAACUUGUGGUUCUUGUUCUUAGGGAUAAAGUGGCUGUUCUUCAAGCACUUGCAUCCACAGUGAAUAGGGACAUCACAGCUGCCCCUUACGCAUUUCAGGAUGACCCUUACCUCAUACCAACAUCCUCUGUGGAAUCUCGUUCAUUUUUAUUGGCGAAGAAGUCUGGGGAGAAUGCAGCAAAGUUUAUUAUUAAUUCCCAUCCGAAGUAUUUUCAGAAGGACAUAGCUGAACCUCAUAUACCGUGUUUAAUGCCUGAGUACUUUGAACCUCAGAUUGAAGAUAUAAGUGAAGCAGCCUUGAGGGAAAGAAUCAAACUCAAAAAAGUCAAAGCUUCUGUGGACAUGUUUGAUCAACUUUUGCAAGCAGGAACCACCGUAUCUUUGGAAACAAGUAAUAGUCUCUUGGAUUUGUUGUGUUACUAUGGUGACAAGGAGCCCUCAUCUGAUUAUCAUUUUCAGAAAAGUGAAAAAUCAGAAGAGUUGGAGGAGGCCGCGGAGGAAAAUGAUGAGAAAUCUAAGAAGGCUGAUCAGCAGUUUGGAGUCACAUGGAGGGCAAAAAACAAUGCUGAGAGAAUCUUCGCUCUAAUGCCAGAGAAAAACUCACACUCCUACUGCACAAUGAUCCGAGGAAUGGUGAAGCACCGAGCUCCUGUGCAGGCUUUAAACUUGUACACUGAAUUAUUAAACAACAGACUCCGUGCUGAUGUGUACACCUUCAAUGCAUUGAUUGAAGCAACAGCAUUGAGUGUGAAUAAGAAUAUGGAGGACAAAUGGAAUAAUAUACUGGAGUUGCUAAAACAAAUGGCUGCACAGAAGGUGAAACCAAAUCUACAGACAUUUAAUACCAUUCUGAAAUGCCUCCGGAGAUUUCAUGCAUUUGGAAGAUUGCCAGCCUUACAGACCUUUCGUGAAAUGAAAGCCAUCGGAAUAGAACCCUCGCUUGCAACAUACCACUAUAUUAUUCAGCUGUUUUAUCACCAUGAAAACCCUUCAAAAGGAUCAUCGCUCAUACUCUAUGACAUUAUGAACGAAUUAACAGGACAGAAAUUUUCCCCAAAGGACCCAGAUGACGAUAUGUUUUUUCAGUCAGCCAUGAGAGCAUGCUCGUUUCUCAGAGAUCUAGAACUUGCUUAUCAAGUACAUGGCCUUUUAAACACUGGAGACAACUGGAAAUUCAUUGGACCAGAUCAUCGGCGUAACUUCUAUUAUUCCAGGUUCUUCAGUUUGCUUUGUCUAAUGGAACAAAUUGAUGUCACGUUGAAGUGGUACAAGGACCUGAUACCUUCAGUAUUCUUUCCCCAUUCCCAAACUUUGAUAGACCUUCUCCAAGCAUUGGAUGUGGCCAACCGGCUAGAAAUGAUUCCUCAAAUCUGGAAAGAUAGUAAAGAAUAUGGUCACAUUUCUCGCAAUGACCUGAAAGAAGAGAUUCUGAUGCUCAUGGCAAGGGAUCAGCACCCACCAGAGCUUCAGGUGGCGUUUGCUGACUGUGCUGCAGAUAUCAAAUCCACUUACGAGGGCCAGGAUGCCAGACAGAUUGCUCCUGAGUGGCCAGCCAACUGUCUCAACUAUAUAGCUGUCCUCUUUUUAAGGGCUGGCAGAACGCAGGAAGCCUGGAAAAUGUUGGGGCUUUUCAAGAAGCAUAAUAAGAUCCCUGGAAAUGAGUUGUUGAAUGAGUUUAUGGACAGUGCAAAAGCAUCCAGCAGCCCUGCCCAGGCCAUUGAGAUAGUGAAGCUUGCAAGUGCCUUCAGCUUGCCUGUUUGUGAAGGCCUCACCCAGAGAGUGAUGGCUGACUUUGCAAUCAGCCAGGAACAAAAGGAAGCCCUGAGAAACCUAACCUCACUGACCAGUGAUAGCGACAGCGACAGCGACAGUGACAGCAAUGAAGGCAAAUAAAAGUGGGCGAAUCAGGAGCAGCUGUGGCCUAGCAUAGUUGUUGUACUUACACUUGAGAACUGACAUCUCUGUUCAACUGUCUUGUGAAGAAAACAAGAGAAUUCAGACUUGAACUUCAAAGAACAAUAGGUAUAGCAUGGACUAUUUAAAUUCCUAAUUUGAUACUUCCUGAGCCACCCAUUCAGGGUUGACCACUUGAACAGAAGCAGCACUACCAUUUUCUGUGGACACACACAGUGAGGACACGGCUCCUGGCUUCAGCAUAAGCUCUGUGCAUGAGCAGUGUUUGUUCAGCCGACUUCACGCUGCUGCCCAGUGUGGUCUGUCUUCGCGUCGUGGACUUGGCCUUCAGUAGCCCAAUUUAAGGGAUAUUUUAGAGGUGAGAAAUUUGCCAUUGUUGUUUAAUCAUUUCUAAGACGCAUAGUGUUUGGGCUGCACGUAUGGGAAAAUGAAGGCUGUAAAUAAACGCUGUAGUUAAGGUGCAUUUGUACACAUUCCCAUUACUUUUACACAGCCUUUGUCCCCCCUCCUCCCCCGGCCCUGGGACUUGCAUGAAAGAGCUCCAUCUCCCUUGCUCCCCCCCCCGCCCCCGCCCCCACCAUGUGCCAGCACCUUUAGUUGUACUCAGUGUACUACAAGUGGUCUGAAGGGAGGGCCGCUGGGCGCCUGAGUGGCUCAGUCAGUGAAGCGGCUGCCUUCGGCUCGGGUCAUGAUCCUGGGGUCCUGGGAUCGAGUCCCGCAUCACGCACGUUCCCUGCUCCGCGCGAAGCCUGCUUCUCCCUCUCCCUGCUGCUGCUCCCGCCUGUGCGCUCGCUUGUGCUGUCACAUAAAUAAAAUCUUUGAAAAUCUAACAAAAUAAAGUGAGGACUGCUAGUCAAGAACGUCUACUGCUACUACUGGCAUUUCUCUUACCACUGUGAAACCUCAGCACUGGAAGUGAGCAGGAACCUGCGCAGUUUACAGGAGCAUUCUUGCCCUUCACCAGGGCUUCCGCAGGCUGCUUUGCUCAUUCCUGGUCCCGGAUAGUCUGAGGGGGCCCCAUGAGUUCCUCCCAGAUGAACAGCUUCAUCCUUACCCUACCAGGGCUGCCACUGAUGGGCUACUGUUUCGUACCCUUGUCUGUUACAUGUAUCUGCUUCGGUUCUUUCCGUCCUCUCUCUAGACCUGGACCCAGCCGUAUAUCCUCAGAACCCUAAGUAUUGGUUCAUGUUUUCUCCUAGAUUGCCGGUUUAAGACUUCUAAAUAAAGGACAAAGGGGGCAGGGAAAUGACAGUAAUGAGCUAUUAAGCAUUCACGUGCAUUAUUCCCUGACAGAACGAAGCAAAUGAACAAAAGGACAGUUAAGCUGAUUGGCCUUUGAUCUUGGUUUACAACUUCCAGGGAGAACCUGGCUUCCUGGAAGUUUCUGUUCACUCUGCUCCUUCCCAUCUUUCCUACAGAUGCCUGCUCUCUUCUUGGCCAAGUACUCACUGCAAUCCUUAUAAAUGUGGUAUACUUCUCUCCUUGUCAGGCCCCAACUGAACCCUCACCUUAGUGCUUGGUAGCUACAGAGCUGAUAGGACAAAGUCCCAUCUGGGCUGAUGUCAUGAAAAUUUAUAAUGGAUUUCAAUGUAGUUCAGUUGUUUUAACUGCUGUAGUUACUGCAAAUACCCAGUCUAGGCAAAUAACUGCUUCAAAGUUUCAGAAAAUUAACCCUAUAGGACUGGUCUCCAUUCUCUCAAGAACGAGCUCAAGAGGGGGUAGGGUCAGAGGGAGAAGCAGACUCCCUGCAAAGCAGGGAGCUCGAUGGGGGACUUGAUCCCAGGACUCCAGGAUCAUGACCUGAGCCGAAAGGCAGGAGCUUAACCAACUGAGCCACCAAGGCACCCAAAGAUUUUACUUUUAAUCUCUACACCCAACGUGGGGUUCGAACUUUUAACAACCCGGAGAUCGAGUCGCAUGCUCUACCAACUGAACCAGCCAGGUGCCCCUCCAUUCUCUCACUGCUACAUGUUUAUUCACGGACUAAUGAAAUAUUAAACUCUAAUAGUAAAA